UUGACUGAAUAUGUUGUUUCAAUAAAAAUUAUCGUUGAAAUAUGUGUUUUAUAACGUUAUUUAAAGUGUGAAGUAGUAACAGUGCGUAAAAGUGCAUAAAACAUCAAUUUUCAAAGAAAAUAUUAUUAAAGUAUCAGCAAGCGUCGGUUGUUAUUCAGAAAUAGUUGUUUCCAUAGCAAUAAAAUGUCGUUUGGAGCUCGAAAAGUAUUCGAAGAACCUGAUAGGUUUGUUUUUGAAGCUAGUUGGUUCCAAAAUGAAGCGCAGGAACGAAAACUUUACCUCUAUUUCUAUCCUAAUGAUUCCUCAUUAGAGCUUUUUGAUCUUCAUUCUCGCAAAACAUUUCUUCGUCGGUGUAAAUUAAAUGGAAUAUCCGAGCCUGAUCUUUAUUUGGGUGCGAAAUUGAUGAUUUAUGGAAGGCAAAUUAACGUUAUAGACUAUGCUGAUGAAUUAACACGCAGAAAGCUAUCCGCUAAAAGGCAAAAGACAUUUAUUGUCGUUAAACCAGCAGCUUAUCAAUGUACCGGAAAGAUCAUAACUUUGUUAUAUGAGCAGAAAUUUACUGUGCAACAGCUAAAAAUGGUGAGACUUAAUCAAGGACUUGCGAGAAUAAUCUUAGAUGAUAUCGAUAUCAGCGGAAAUCCAGCAGAGCCAUUUUUAGUUGAACAACUCCUUUCGGGACCUGUAGUUAUGAUGGAAUUAUCAGGAGAUGAUGCGGUUUCUCGUUUGAUCAAUUUGAUUGGAGAACAUGGAGACCCAGAUGCAAAACUUCCUUCACGUUUAUUAUUUGGAUUAGACUCAUUAAGAACGGCUGUGUUUGUGUCGAAGAACUUACAACAAGCGGAAACUCACAUUAGGACUUUUUUUGGAGAUCCAUAUGCUCCUAAAGUUGAGUCAACUGAGAAUAAAACCACACUUUGUUUGAUAAAAGCUCAUGCCAUCAAAGAAGGAAAUGCAGGAAAGAUCAUCGAUGCCUUAUUUGACAGCGAUUUAAGAAUAACAGCUAUGAAAAUGUGUCUUUUAGAAAGACAAAAUUGUGAGGAAUUUUACGAAGUAUAUAAGGGUGUUGUACCGGAAUAUCAAAUGGUUCUUCAGCUCUCAAGUGGACCAUGCAUUGCUUUAGAAAUUGCAGGAAAGAGCGAUAACAGCAAUGCGUACUCCGAGUUACGAGGAAUUUGUGGACCAACAGAUCCAGAAAUCGCCAAACAAAUUCGCCCUCAUACUUUAAGAGCUAAAUUUGGGAAAAACAAAGUUGAAAAUGCCGUUCACUGCACAGAUUUGGAAGAAGACUGUCAAUUAGAAGUAGAAUACUUUUUCAAAAUUAUUGAGUGAAAAAAAAAUUUACAUAAUUUAAGAAAAUUUAGUUUUUA
This is a messenger RNA of Culicoides brevitarsis, 1367 nucleotides long. RefSeq names its product nucleoside diphosphate kinase 7 (gene nmdyn-D7). The transcript is spliced from 3 exons. The record is from RefSeq and is a predicted model, not a curated record. Gene Ontology annotation, cellular component: centrosome. NCBI's taxonomy places the organism in Eukaryota, Metazoa, Arthropoda, Insecta, Diptera, Ceratopogonidae. Bases 184 to 1329 code for a protein of 381 amino acids.